Molecule: messenger RNA, 327 nt
Organism: Knipowitschia caucasica
Lineage: Eukaryota; Metazoa; Chordata; Actinopteri; Gobiiformes; Gobiidae
Source: the annotation of a GenBank genome assembly
AUGAGGAUUACCGACGCCAAUCGGACCCAUAAAAACAGCGGGAUACCCAUCUGGUUUUGUGGGCGGACGGACUGCGGCUCCACUUACCAGAUCACCGUGACUUUACUGGAUGAAAACCAGGAGUCCAUCGCUGAGUUUAAACCAGAGACUGUGACUCUGGAGCCGGAAAGUGACGGAAGCUCCUGGAGAGAGAUCAGCCACAGCUUCACAGAGUACGGACCUGGGCUUCGCUUCAUCUGCUUCGAACACGGAGGCCAGGACACGAGCUACUGGGACGGCUGGUUUGGAGUCAGAGUCACCUCCAGCUCCGUUACCAUCGACUCAUGA